Pelodiscus sinensis (Chinese soft-shelled turtle) is the source of this 391-nucleotide messenger RNA. The record is from RefSeq and is a predicted model, not a curated record. Lineage: Eukaryota; Metazoa; Chordata; Testudines; Trionychidae.
AGGCUCUGUGCUGAAGCGCAUGGACGCGGCCCCCAGCGCAUUCCCAUAUCCUGGGCACUGCCUGGAGGGCCCUGUCACCGUGCGUCCCGCAGCCAGCUGGCAGCGCGCUGACAUGCAGAGCGAGGGCAGGAGGAGCGGCCGCCCAUGCUUGGCUUGUUUCCUUUGGCAGAAUUACGAGCACUUAUUCAAGGUGAACGACAAGUCGGUGGGGGGCUCGUUUUACCUGCAGUCUAAGGUGGUGAGAGCCAAGGAGCGGCUGGUCGAAGAGCUCCGAAUCGAGGCCCAGCGACAGAGCGAAAAGGAAGAGGGGCAGAAGCCAGAGACAUAGCCACCCCCAUGCCCUCUUCUCAGCCCCCUAACUUAUAGCCAGCCAAUAAAUCCCCUUCCUGUA